AUGACACUGUACGGGAACGGUCAGCUGGUUCUAGAAGAACAGUACGAUGCUUCCUAUCGAUUCACCGAAAAAGAAGUUCUGCGGUAUGCCCAGUCCAUCGGAAUCGAUCCGAUCAACGAACCUGAGUUAAUGCCUUUGGCGUACGAGGGUCUGAAUGCACCACUACCCAGCGAGUGGAAACCGUGUGAGGAUAUAAAUGGUGACAUUUACUACUUCAACUUUGCCACUGGUGAUUCUAUCUGGGACCAUCCUUGUGAUGUUUACUACAGACAACGGGUUGCACAGAUAAAGGAACGCAGAAAACGAACGAAUUUAAAGCAAUUACAUCGAAUUUACCCAGGAUCCGUAACGGAUGUCCGAGUAUCUCAAACAUUAAAAAGACCACCGAAGAAUCGAAAAUACACCAGUAUGGACACACGGCACGUGGGCGGGAUCUCAGCACUCACAUCUGAGGAUGGGUUACACAAUCAGCGUACAGCGCUCUCCGGACGGGCUAUGAGUUUGCAAGAUGUACGCAUCAGCUCAGAAGACAUUCCUGUCGACAGCCUAGACACGUCGGGUGUUGUAAAUGACUUUGAGUUCCUCACAUCGAGCAACGGUUUGAAGACUAGGUACCGUACCUCUUAUUCAUCGCUUGACCCUGUAACAACCCUAAACGAAGAACAACAGCUGUGUUCCGCCUCUACAGUUGGAAGACAUCGUGGGCCGUCGAAUCUUUGGAAAGGUGCCACUCUUCCAGAUAUCCGACCAAGAAGCCGUCCAAACGAUUUUCCACAUGAUACCUUAGGCGAUCCACUUCGUGCUCGUUCAGCGCAAGAUACGUUGCAGGAUGUCCCCCAUAUAAAAGAUCUCCGAUUUGUGAGGGUAAAGAGAAUGAAUGAGCGCCUCACUACACCUGAUUAUGUUCCAUUAAUUGAGCUCGGAAACAACAGGCAUUCGGUGAGCUCUCCUAUUCCGGAAGAAUCAGGCAACAACUCUUUGAAUAACAGUUGGAACUUGGAUGUAGGCGAUACCAAUGCUCAAAGUGGGGUAGUGGAUACGAAUCUGGAGAUCUCGACAACAAAAACCAUUAAUGGCACCACUUGUGAAACACCGCCAAGUUAUGGGGGUAAGCCUGUUGGUGCUAUUACUACCGACAACGGACUAGAGCCUUCUGACGCUGAUAACGCAGACAAACAAUACAAGCACAGUGACACUUUGGGAAACCAAUACUUCGAAAGAAGAAAUCACCAUGUGUGUGAUGUUUCAGAUAGACGUCGCAGAAUGCGACAACGUCCUCGGUCAUCAGUGGCAGCCGAUGCAUGUCCCACUUCCCAGCCUGGAGCAACACGGUCCGAUGUGUUUCAUGAGCCUUGGGAAACUGGAAACCGGCGUCCAGUCAACAUUUCGGGAGUUCGCUGUAAGGGUGAAAGCCCCAAUAACUUCACAAACGACCAGCGUUCAAGACUGAUUAAUGGUCAACCUUAUCCUGCGAUGCAACACCAGACAAGGGAAUCCAUCCCGAUGUCUGCCGACCCUUUAUUUCACGAUCCUUUUUUUGACAAUUCCUCGUACUUCAAUCGUCUUUCCCAGGGUAACACAACUGAAUCACCUGUCGUUCUGCAACAGAUCCUUGCUUCUCUUCAGGAAAUAAGCCUGAACCUGAACCGGAUUUUCGCCCAAGAAGCUGACCAGCGACGAGUGGCAUCAAUGCUUGACGUUUCGUAUAUCCCCAGUGGAACUGAUCAGGUGGAACGGGGACGACCUUACAGUCCACUCGCAGCGAUGCCACGGAAUAAUAUGUCUUCGUCACCCUACAGACAUAGCCGACAGCUAGACUGGGACAGAAUUAUGUUGCCCACAAGGUUCCGGCGAAAUCAACAGUUCAGGCCAGUUGGGUACGUUGUACCGCGUCCCGAACAACGAGCUCGAUCUGACACACGAAGACAGAUAGAGGAACACUUGGAAUGGCUACAGAGGGCACGCAAUGACUUCCAAGAAGUCACCUCAAGACGUCAAAACUGUCAAGAUCAAACUGUUGGCUACAUUGGUGAC
This is a messenger RNA of Opisthorchis viverrini, 2034 nucleotides long. RefSeq lists its product as hypothetical. The record is from RefSeq and is a predicted model, not a curated record. NCBI's taxonomy places the organism in Eukaryota, Metazoa, Platyhelminthes, Trematoda, Opisthorchiida, Opisthorchiidae. The transcript has a single exon. Gene Ontology annotation, molecular function: protein binding. The annotation marks the transcript as partial.